Paramecium tetraurelia is the source of this 4113-nucleotide messenger RNA. RefSeq lists its product as uncharacterized. The transcript has a single exon. NCBI's taxonomy places the organism in Eukaryota, Ciliophora, Oligohymenophorea, Peniculida, Parameciidae. The record is from RefSeq and is a predicted model, not a curated record.
AUGGGUGUAUGCUGUUCUAAAUAAAGAGAUAGAGAAGAUGGAAUAAGAUAAUAAAUCGCAUAGACGGUAGUGGAAUAAUAAAAAAUAAAAGAAGAAGAAGAAUAAGAACAGAUUUAAUUUUAGUGUUAUUCAUCAAGCAGAAAGUCAUAAACUUUUCAAAUUAACCCAACUAAUCCAAAUGAAAUCUGCAAUUUAGUGACUCAAGUUGGAAACGAGGAUGUAGCAGUCGAUGUUGACUAACCAAAAUUGGAUAAAAUCAAAAGGAAAAAAUCAGAGCAUCAUAAAGACGAUGCAAACUACUUAAGAAAAUUAGAUCACAUUUUAUCAAUUAAAUCAAUUGUGGUCGAAGUGCAAAAGGAAGGAGAUAUGAAAUAUUACAAAAUUUCCACACUUAUUAACUAUAAAGAACUUUGUUAUAAUGUUAAUCUGUAUGGUACCUUAACAACACAAUUAGAUUUUAAAUAUUUCACUUUAAAGCCUAGGAGAUUUGAGGAGGCUCAUAAAUAUUCAAGGUUUCUCACUUUUUUUUCAAAUGACAAUUACUUCAAUGCAGAUAAGGAAUGCACAAAUAAUUUUAAUGCAUUUGAUAAAUUAUUAUAUGUUGAGAGGAGCCAGCAAGAAUUGAAGGCGAAUAUGAAAAGAUUACAAAAGAGGCAGAGCACGAUUAUACAUGAAAAACUGGCUGAAACAUGUUUGAUAAAUUCAACCAAUCAAGAAAUGUUAGAAAUUAUCUCAGUUGUUGAUAUUGAAUAAUAAUCCAGAUUUUUGACAGUUCUGUUUCACUUGCUGGUUUAAAAAUAUUUUAAAAAAUUAGAACUUUAUUUAGUAUUUAUAACAAAUGCCACUUUCUUAUUUGAAGUACCUCCCUAAUUUGAUUAACCAACUGUAUACAGAUUAGCUUUAUUUUAUGAUAAGUUAGAUUACUCUUUAAAAGAUUUAUAAAAUAUGUGUCUGAAGAACCAAAUGGAAUUAUCUAAGAUUUUAUAUCAAAAAUUGGCACUUAACCUUAUCGAUAUCUUUUAUUAAUGUUAUUCAAACUAUUUAUAUAGGUUGAAUUUCACAUUGUCAACAAUAUUUUAUGUUUCUAAAUUUAAGAUGUUUAAGUUGUAAACUUUUGGAAGGCUUAAGUACUUGCUAUAAUUCGGAAUGAAUGUAGAUGAUGGUAUCAAAUUAUUAGAUGAAAAGAAAAUGAGGUUAUUUUAAAAAGCAUUCAAAAAAGAUCUUUUAGCCUUAUGUGAUCUAUUAGUAUAUUUUAAAAAGAUUAAUAAUUUAUCUUUGAAACAAAUUCAAACUCAAAGGAAAAAGUUUGUCUAAAGUAUUAAAAAAGGUGAAGAGCAGGAUGAAGAUACUAAUUAUUUAAUUUACAUUGAUAAGAUUUUGUCAUCCACAUCCGAUCGAUAUAUCUUAGAAUUUAUUCGUAUGGCAAUCUACGCAAAUGAAAUUAAAUAAACAGACAAAACUUUACAAGAUACUUUGCCAAUAAUUGAGUCUCUACAAAAAUCUAUCAAUGAAUAUGAAUCCAAUCUAGAACUAUAAGGCAAAGAUUCUCAAUAAUAAAAUGAAAUCUAACUUUAUGACAAUCCUCGCUUAGAAUCCUAAUAAUAGAAAGAAAUAGAAUCAGAAGGCUCAUUAGAAUUUAAGGAUGACCAAAAAUUGUUAACGACCUUUUAAUUUGAUUUUAAUUCUGAAAAUGAGGAAUUCUCUCUCAAUAAAGAUAAAUUCAAUGAGGCAUAAUUAGUUUAUAAAGAACUACUUUAUUAAUCAUUAUUAUUUUAGGAUUAAUUUUAUUCAUGUUAUCAAAAAUUUUAGGUGUGUGGGAAAUCGAAAUUAGAGGAAGCAUAUGUUGAAGUAUUAUAUGCAUUUUAUACAUUAAAAUCUAUGAAUGAUGAGUCUUGGUAAUAUAAAUUAAAAGUUCUAUCAAAAUUGAUGAAUAAACCAAUCGAAAUUAUGAAUUAAAUUUAUGAAACCAGCAUUGAUCAUUUCCAUAUUACUAUCAUCUUUCAGAUACUCACAUUAUCUCAGAGAAAACCACUGCCCUUAUUGAAUGAAUUUCAACGAAGUAUCAAUAAAUAAUUAGCAAUGAAAAUGCAAAUGGAUAAAAGAUUAAGAAGUCACAAUUCCUCAAGAGGCAUAAUUGAAUAGAAAAAACAUAUAAUGGUUUAACUAAUGUAUGCCCAAUCCUAUUUAGCCAGUCAUAACUAUUAUUAAGCAGUACACAAAAUACAAAAAGUGAUUGGAUUUUAAUUAAAAAAUUAGCAUUUGGCUUCGUUAUUUUAUGGAUAUUCUCUAUUAGUUAGUGGAGAGAUACAAAAAGAAAGUCUAUAAGCAGUAUCAGCAAUGCUCAAUUUAGAAAUGAGUCAGGUGAUAUAUGAUGGUUAUUUCCCAGAAUUCAUAACAUUAGAAGAAACCCAAGAUCAAGCAGAAAAUGGAGUAAAAGAGAAAACUACUUAAAAAUAUGAAUACCUAAAAGUCUAAAAUUUAGCAACCAGCAAUAAGGCUAAAUUGGAAUUGUUAUUAGGAAUGAGUUACUUUGAUGUGCAUGAUUAAGAGAACUCAUUGAAAUGUUUAAAAAUGGCUGAAAUAUUGUUACUAAGAUCAUUUGACAUGUAUGCAGAUGAAGUUGUAACUGUUGUAUUAAAACAGUUGUAACUAUUUGUAUUAUAAGAUGACAUAGGAUCAGCCUUCAAAAUAACACUUUCUUAUGCAGAAAAAAUGAACUAAUAUUAUAUAGAAGGAAAAACAUUUAAAAGAAAAAUCAUUUCUAAGUUGUAGUUUAUAAUGGCAUGCAUUUUUGAAUUUAAUGGAUUAUUUUUAAGUGCUCUUCGAUAUAUCGAGAGAUCUAAUCGUACUUAUACUAAUUCUAAAUGCAACAACUUUAUCAUUUAAAUGCAUUUUUAGGCUAAGAAAUUGAGUUUAAUAUCAAAAAUCAAAGCGGCAUUCUAAAAAAUCAAAAAUAAACAGUAAUUAAGAGAUCCCACUGAUUUAGCCUUAUUUUCAACUCUAAAUGAACAUAUGGCCCCUACUUUCCUUUCACAAUUUUAUAGGCAAAGAUUUGUCUAAAAGUCCUCUUUACUUCUUGAAAAAUAUGGGUUAUAUUUGAUUAAGGUUUAAUAAUUGCAGAGACUCAAAAUGAAUCAAAAAGCACUCAAAAUAUUGAAAAAGAUUGUUAAGAUUUUAAAUAAAACUAAAAAGGAUGAGUUAUACGCUAUCUUGUCUGGUUAUGUAACUUAUCUGAAUCUUGAAAAUUCUAAAAAACCACAAUAGAUUAAAUAUUUACUUGAAUAAAUAGAAAUUAAUGAAAGAUAUUUUCUCUUCCCAUUUAAAGAAUUUCACUUAUUAAAAUGUUUAAUUUAUCUCAUUAUUCUCUAUACAAAAAUGAAUUAAGCAAAAUCAAUUCAAGAAACCAAUGUGAAAAUUCAAAUGAUAAUUGAUGAAUUUCUUGAAAGUCUCUAAUGGAAAUCCAUUUCAACUAAAUCUCUUAAAAAUGCCCCUAAUAAAUUUGAGAUAUUCCUCAAAAAAGGUAGGAUUUCUUUAUUGUAUCAAAUCUCUGCUGUUGUUGAAAUAAUUGAAUAUUAUCACACUUUAAAGAAGUAAAUAUUUGAUGCUAUGUUCAAUGGAAUGCAAUUGGUGCAACUCUAUAAAAAAAUCAGAGUUGAUUUUGAACAGUUUAUGAUUGAUAUCAAUAGUCAAAUAUUAUUUUAGAAGUAAAAUUGUAUGUUUGGAUAUUACUCCUAAAUAAAGUAUCAAAAUUAUGAACCAUCAGUAGAGCACAAAAAUGAUAAUAAAGUUUAAGAAACUGUAGUUCUUUAGUCAUAGCAAGAAAAAGAUACAGAUACAAAUUUAUAGAAAACUGACACAUCUAAAAUUGUUUUUGACAUUAGAAGUUAUUAAGAGAUAUUGAUCUCUAACAAAUAGACACGUUUGUCAAAAUAACAACUAUUGAGCAAAACAGAACCUAAAAAUAAGGAUAUUAGUUUUGAAAACAUCUCAGGAAAACAUGAGAAACAAAAAUCAACAAAUUAUACUGAUUAAUUGAGAGUGAAGAGUAUUAAAAAGUCUACUAAAUUAAAUCCAUUUGAAAGCACGAUGAAAAAAACUCAAAAAUAUCUUUGA